AUGCCAGACUCUACAAAAGUAAGGACGCAAAAGGCCUCAGCUGGGAGUGUCUUCGAUCGUUUGUACAAGUCAUCCACGGCGGCUUCAAGAUCCCGGCUAAAGACUCACCGGGCUGCGGCUAGGGCUCCGAUCAAAAAGAUUGCAGUGGAUGAAGAUUGUUCAAAGAUAUUUAAUAGGCUCUACAUCUCAGGAACUAUAAGCAAUACUGGAAAGAGAGUCACACCAAGACAUCCUUCAACUCCUUUCAAGAAAACGGUUCGAUCUCCUCUGAAUCGGACACCUGCAAAGACGCCAUCCACGAAGAGUCGAGAUUCGUUUGUUUAUUCACCGAGGAUGAAACCACUGACGAAAUUGACCUUUAAGAGUAAAUAUCACCCGAGUCUUGGUGCAUUGGACACCCCACCUCUAAAGCUAGGUAUGAGCUUCUUUCAAUCGUUUUGCCAGUAUGAAACAGGUGAAAAAGACUCAAAAGGACUUGCAAAGGAGAUAAUUGUGGCAUUCUUCAAGAAGGAUUCCCCAGCGGGAAAGCAAUGGGAACUGCAUGAUCCGUGCGCAAGGCGUGGUGCGGUGCCUACCAGAGAAGCGAGAAGUGCGCGUCGAAAAUUACAUAUAUGA
This is a messenger RNA of Cylindrotheca closterium, 615 nucleotides long. NCBI's taxonomy places the organism in Eukaryota, Bacillariophyta, Bacillariophyceae, Bacillariales, Bacillariaceae. The record is from the annotation of a GenBank genome assembly.